Molecule: messenger RNA, 1272 nt
Organism: Striga hermonthica
Lineage: Eukaryota; Viridiplantae; Streptophyta; Magnoliopsida; Lamiales; Orobanchaceae
Source: the annotation of a GenBank genome assembly
AUGCCUCUCUAUAAAAAAAAGCCAUUUGCAUUAGUUGAGAAGCCAGGCGAUCUAAAUCCGGAAGAGCUUGUCUUUCAAAUUCAAUUAACAAAAGAAAUCUUCAGAAGUUAUAAGCAGAGCAGGAGGGCGAAUGAGGAAGAUUCCUCUGUGAGAACCAUUAAUCUGCAGGCGAGGAAUGAUACUUUGGAACAGCUGAUGGCCCAAGUGCGAGAUUUGCAGGCUCGAGUGGAGGGAAGGAAAACUGGAAGUUCAAGAGGACACCCGUUCUCGCAGCAUAUCUUGGAUGCCGAUUUGCCACAGGGGUUUAGAGAGUUGAACUUUUGGUAUGAUGGUUCGACUGAUCCUUCUCAACAUCUGUGGAGUUUCGAGAAUAUGGCGGUUCUGCAUUGUUAUAACAAUCAUGUUCAAUGCCGAGCAUUCGUAACGACCCUGCGAGGACCCGCGCAAGACUGGUUCCACCAAUUGCCUCCAGGAGCCGUCAGGAACUUUGACGGAUUUAGCUCGAGUUUCUUGAACCAAUUUGCAAGUGUUUCUCCUUACCUUACCAUGAUAGGUGCAGCAAAAAGAAAGAGAGUCGCUGCGAGAUUAUGUGGCGAGGUAUACACGAGCUUGUGUCGACGUGCCCUCAGACACAGAAGAAAUCAAGUCGGGAGGAUUGACCAGGGGACUGCUACCAGGUUUAUGCAGGAAUUCUCUGGCGAAGCGACCUGGGUGAGAACACCUGAGAAGGAGGAGCUUCCCCAGAAGAGGGGAGUGAUUGACAUGUUAUUUGGCGGGCCAACUGACGAAGAUUCAAAUCGUGCCAUAAAGGCGUAUGCUCGUGGUCGACAUGCGACAGCCGAGAUACAGCAAGUGGACGGGAACGGCCCGAUGAUGAACUUUGGGCCAGUAGAUGUGGGUGAAGUCGAGAGACCGCACAAUGAUUCCUUGAUGAUAACUGCCCAAGUGUCGGGCUAUGAAGUGCAGAGAGUAUUUGUCGACACUGGGAGCUCGGUGAAUGUGAUCUUUUAUGAUUGUCUUAAGAGGAUAGAGCUCGACAUACAACUCACACCCCUGCACACCUUGCUAUUCGGAUUCAAUGGUUCAGAGGUCGCGUCCCUAGGAGAGACUAUGCUCGUUGUCGUCUUAGGGGAGGGCGACUUGAGAAAGGUGAAAAUGGUGAGAUUCGUAGUAGUUGAUGUCGAGUCGGCUUAUAACGUGAUUCUGGGGAGGCCAGCGCUUAAUGCAUUUCAGGCCGUAGUAUCGACUUACUAUAUGAAACUAAAAUUCCCU